Homarus americanus (American lobster) is the source of this 1359-nucleotide messenger RNA. RefSeq names its product cell wall protein RBR3-like. The record is from RefSeq and is a predicted model, not a curated record. NCBI's taxonomy places the organism in Eukaryota, Metazoa, Arthropoda, Malacostraca, Decapoda, Nephropidae. The transcript is spliced from 5 exons. The coding region runs from base 1 to 1359 and encodes 452 amino acids.
AUGACGCCGCCGCCACCGCCGCCACCAAUAACAGCACUCACUGCCACCGCCAGCAAACAACAAGCAAUAGCCAGCGCUCGCCUGCACCAGCCAACACAGCAAGCAACACGCUCACUGCCCACCAGCAAACGGCAACUCGCCACCGCCACCACCAGCAACCAGCAACGCUCCGCCUGCACCAGCAAGCAACCAACGCUCACUGCCGCCGCCACCAGCAACCGGCAACAACGCUCACUACCACCAAGCGACAGCAACCCCACCGCCUGCCACCGCCAACCAAUAACUGCUGCUGCCACCGCCAGCAACAACAGCAACCAACCCACUCGCCACCGCCAGCAAACGCUCACUGCCACCAGCAACAACAACAACAUCACUACCACCAGCAGCAAGCUACGCUCGCAGCCGCCAGCAAACAACGCCGCUCGCUGCCACCGACGGCAAACCAACCAACAACGACAAGCACUCACCGCCGCCAGCAAGCAACCACAGCAAGCAACCGGCACUCACUUACCGCCAACAGCAACCAAACCGACGCUCACUGCCACCACACCAACGCAACAGCAACCAGUCGCAGCAGCACGCUCCUGCCACCCGCCAGCAACAACAAGCAACAGCAACAGGCAGCAACCAACAAGCAACCUCACUGCCACCACCAGCCAACCAACAAACCAGCGCUCACCGCCAACCAACAGCGACAACUGCUCAGCAACCACCAGCAACAACCUCCGCCACCGCACCGCCGACAGCAGCAAUAACCAGCAACCAGCAACAAGCACUCCUGCCACCAGCAAGCAAGCACUCCGCACUGCCACCAGCAACCAACGCCAGCAAGCAACGAGCACUCCUACCGCAACACAACAACAACGCUCACCACCGCCCCACAACCAACCAGCAACGCUCACUGCCACCAACAGCAACCAGCAAGCGCUCACUGCCACCACCAGCAACAAAGCAACGCUCUCCACCACCGCCCAGCAACAGCACUCUCACUGCCGCCACCAACAACCAACAACCAACAGCAAUCGCAGCCAAGCAACCUCACUACCACCAGCAACCAAGCAACCAGCACUCACUACCAACAGCAACAGCAACCAGCACUCACUACCAAACAACCAGCACUCACUGCCACCGCCAACAACAACAGCAACAACAAUAACCGCUCCACUACGCAGCAGCAGCAAACGCCACCACCGCACCAGCAACCAGCAUCCCACCGCCAGCAAGCAACACCAGCAACCCAACCAGCGCCUACACUACCAGCAGCAACAGCACUCCACGCCUGCACCAGCAAGCAGCAACCAGCAGUCACCGCCGCACCACCAGCAACAGCAGCAACAACACUCACUACCACUAGCCUGA